AUGCUCAGUAAACUUUACGGACACGAAAAGAAAACAAUUGACCGCUUAAAGGAUUAUCCUUAUUAUUUUUCAGCUCAAAAACGUUUAAAUUGGUUACUAAAUCAGCCUGAAAGGAACGACGUACAAAAAGAUGUUUUAAUUUCUGAGCCAAUAAAGGCUAUAAACCUGAAAAAACGGGGGAAAGUUAAUUACCUAACGGGAGAGAAUGGAUUUGGUAAAAGUACGAUAAUUAGUUUAGUUAUGGAAAAGAUUGCUUAUGCUGAGCAUGAAAAUUUAGUUGAAAAUGGUCUGUCUACCGGACAAAAACAAUUAACUGAUUUAAAUAACCUUUUUACUAACAGCGAAGGCAAAGAAAUAUUUAUUUUUGAUGAGGCAGAUAACGCCUUGGACGAAAAUAAUAAAAAAGAAUUUCGAGAAAAAAUCGAAGGAAUUAGCAAAAAAAAAUUGGUUAUUUUGAUAAGAUAUCUCAAUUUGCUAAAAAUGAUAAUUGAAAAUGGCGAAACACGGCUAGACCGAACUGGGGUAGGAACCAAGGCAUUAUUUGGUUGUCAAACGCGUUUUGACCUAAGGGAUACUAAUAUUAGAUACUUAGUAGAUAAUGGAGUUAAUAUUUGGAAUGAAUGGCCUUACGAAAAGUUUAAAUUGUCUGAGAAUUAUCAAGGGGAAACAGUGAAAGAAUUUGUUGAAAAAAUUCGAGUCGAUAAGGAAUUCGCUAAAAAACACGGUAAUUUAGGACCCGUUUAUGGUGUUCCUUUUAAUAUUGCUAGUUAUAGUUUAUUAGUCACAAUGAUAGCCCAACAAGUUAAAGAGCAGUUAAAAAGAGAACCUAAAAAAUUGCCCAUUUUGAAACUUAAUCCAGAAAUAAAAUCACUUUUUGAUUUUGCUUUUGAAGAUAUUAGUUUAGAGAAUUAUGAACCCCAUCCGCCGAUUAAAGGAAAGGGAUAUAUUCGUCGAGAGAUGGAUUUGGGACUAAAAAGAGUGAAAAUGGCUUGCCGACUGCUAGGUCAUCCAGAAAAAAAGCAAAGAACUGUUCAUAUCACCGGAACCAAUGGCAAAGGCUCAACCACCGCCUUUUUAGCUUCAGUUUUAAAAAAUAGUGGAUUACGAGUAGAUCCAGUUGACCUAGUGAUUUAUGAAGUAGGUUUAGGCGGUGAACAUGAUGCUACUAAUGUAAUUUUGCCUUUAGUUUCGAUUAUUACUAAUAUUGACUAUGACCAUUUUCGCUAUUUAGGAAACAAGUUAGAAGAGGAACAUUUAUCAGUUACCUACCUCCAAAAUUAUUUUGCUAGUCAAGAAGAACAAUACAAAGAGAAGUUGUUGAAUGAAAUGCAAGAAAUUAUUGAGAAUUCUCCUCUUGUUGUUCAAUUAAAAGAAGAAAACAAUGCUCUAAAGUCCUUUAUUGAAGGCUAUAAGUUAGGUAAAGAAUUUGUAAAACCAGUCCAAAAAGGUCAAGAAUUUGAAGACUACGUUCAUGAAAAACUUCAAGAAAUUUUUAGUGGUAGUGAUAUUAUUGAAAACGUUACUCAUGCUCGUACCUCGGCCGGAACUCGAGCUGACAUUUUACAAAUUGUUCGAGACGGAAGCGACCAAGAAAAAGUUAUUGGUAGGAUAGUUUAUGAAGUUAAGAACACCGAAAAAUGA
This is a messenger RNA of Ambispora leptoticha, 1641 nucleotides long. The record is from the annotation of a GenBank genome assembly. Lineage: Eukaryota; Fungi; Glomeromycota; Glomeromycetes; Archaeosporales; Ambisporaceae.